Cordyceps fumosorosea ARSEF 2679 is the source of this 489-nucleotide messenger RNA. RefSeq names its product Methionine sulfoxide reductase B. The coding region runs from base 1 to 489 and encodes 162 amino acids. NCBI's taxonomy places the organism in Eukaryota, Fungi, Ascomycota, Sordariomycetes, Hypocreales, Cordycipitaceae. The record is from RefSeq and is a predicted model, not a curated record. Gene Ontology annotation, molecular function: peptide-methionine (R)-S-oxide reductase activity. Gene Ontology annotation, biological process: protein repair; response to oxidative stress. The transcript is spliced from 2 exons.
AUGUCCGGUAUCCCCUUCUUUGGAGCCUUAUUCGGAUCAUCAGCCUCCAAGUCCUCCGACAUGUCGUACCCCGACAAGCGCACCAAUGACGAGUGGCGAGCUGUGUUGAACAAAGAGCAGUUCCGCAUCCUGCGCGAAAAGGGCACCGAGCGCCCCGGCACCGGCAAAUACGACAAGCACAGCCCGGACUCUGGCAUCUACACGUGCGCCGGCUGCGACGCGCCGCUGUACCGCGCCAACCACAAGUUCCAGUCCGGCUGUGGCUGGCCGGCCUACUACGACAGCAUCCCCGGCGCCGUGACGCGCCACGAGGACCGCACCCUCGGCAUGCUACGCACCGAAAUUGUCUGCUCCAACUGCGGCGGCCACCUCGGCCACGUAUUCAAGGGGGAGGGCUACGCGACCCCGACGGACGAGCGCCACUGUGUCAACAGCAUCAGCCUCAGCUUUACCGAGGAUGAAGGCAAGGCCAAAGAGAGCAAGGCGUAG